This is a messenger RNA of Musca vetustissima, 1443 nucleotides long. It is a transcript of the gene Rpt2, whose product is annotated as 26S proteasome regulatory subunit 4. NCBI's taxonomy places the organism in Eukaryota, Metazoa, Arthropoda, Insecta, Diptera, Muscidae. The transcript has 3 exons. The record is from RefSeq and is a predicted model, not a curated record. Gene Ontology annotation, molecular function: proteasome-activating activity; ATP hydrolysis activity; ATP binding. The coding region runs from base 78 to 1397 and encodes 439 amino acids. Gene Ontology annotation, cellular component: proteasome regulatory particle, base subcomplex. Gene Ontology annotation, biological process: proteasome-mediated ubiquitin-dependent protein catabolic process.
CGAAAUUUGCAAGCUGUAGCGACAUUAAAUUAUUUGUAUAACAAAUAAAUACUUUAUAAAAUACAAAAACUGUAAUCAUGGGACAAAAUCAAUCGUCUCAAGGCGGUUCUGGAGACAAAAAAGAUGACAAAGACAAAAAGAAGAAGUACGAACCUCCAAUUCCUACCCGUGUCGGUAAGAAGAAGAAGCGCUCAAAGGGUCCCGAUGCGGCCAUGAAACUGCCACAGGUUACUCCACACACAAGAUGUCGGUUGAAAUUGCUCAAAUUGGAGCGUAUCAAGGAUUAUCUUAUGAUGGAGGAUGAGUUCAUACGCAAUCAGGAACGGCUAAAGCCACAGGAUGAAAAGAACGAAGAAGAGCGUUCUAAGGUCGACGAUUUGAGAGGUACACCCAUGUCGGUGGGUAAUUUGGAAGAGAUUAUCGAUGAUAAUCAUGCCAUUGUAUCUACUAGUGUCGGUUCGGAACACUAUGUCAGCAUAUUGUCAUUUGUCGAUAAGGAUCAAUUGGAGCCUGGUUGCUCUGUACUCUUAAAUCACAAAGUCCAUGCUGUGGUGGGUGUGCUCAGUGAUGAUACAGAUCCCAUGGUCACAGUUAUGAAAUUGGAAAAGGCACCCCAAGAAACCUAUGCUGAUAUUGGUGGUCUCGACACACAAAUUCAGGAAAUCAAAGAGUCUGUUGAAUUGCCACUAACACAUCCCGAAUACUAUGAAGAAAUGGGUAUUAAACCGCCAAAGGGUGUCAUUCUGUAUGGUCCACCCGGUACUGGUAAAACCUUGUUGGCCAAGGCUGUGGCCAAUCAAACAUCGGCUACUUUCUUACGUGUUGUGGGUUCAGAAUUGAUUCAAAAAUAUUUGGGUGAUGGUCCCAAAUUGGUUCGUGAACUCUUCCGUGUUGCUGAGGAACAUGCUCCCUCAAUUGUGUUCAUAGAUGAAAUUGAUGCUGUCGGCACAAAACGUUACGAUUCCAAUUCGGGUGGUGAAAGGGAGAUUCAGAGAACUAUGUUGGAAUUGUUGAAUCAAUUGGAUGGUUUUGAUUCCAGAGGUGACGUUAAGGUCAUUAUGGCAACCAACCGAAUUGAGACUUUGGAUCCUGCACUUAUUCGUCCCGGUCGUAUUGAUCGUAAAAUUGAAUUCCCCCUGCCUGAUGAAAAAACAAAGCGUCGCAUUUUCAAUAUUCACACUUCACGCAUGACCCUGGCCGAGGAUGUUAACUUAAGCGAACUGAUUAUGGCCAAGGAUGAUCUGUCCGGUGCUGAUAUCAAAGCCAUUUGUACAGAGGCUGGUCUAAUGGCCUUGCGCGAGAGACGUAUGAAAGUAACAAAUGAAGAUUUCAAAAAGUCAAAAGAAAGUGUCUUGUAUCGCAAAAAGGAAGGAACCCCCGAGGGACUUUAUUUAUAAAUGUCGAAAACUUUUAAUAUAAAAAAUAAUAAUUUACAUGUACUAC